CUAUCCCAGGCCCUUGAUGCUGUUGAAGAGGUUCUCCACGGCCCUGUCGAAGAGCUCGCAUCGGAUGGGCAUGUCGAUGUCGUGGAAGGGAUUCUUGAGCACGUAGUCGGUGUAGACCUCGUACACCUGCUUCAGAAAACUGUCCAAUAUCACUGCUGGGAAGGUCGACGAUGCCACGGCAAAGAACUUCAGACCUGUGACCACACGCAGAUCGACGAGACUGGUCCCGCAUAUAUCACUCAUCCGCAGUGCAUGUCUGUCGGCUUCGUUUGCCCGUGUACCAGUGAGUGUUUCGAAGCACUGAAUUCUGAAUCCCUCAGCCUCGAUGAGGCUGAUGCCGGUGGUCUGGAGGAAGCCGAAGGGCAGCCGCUUGGAUGUGUUGACGGGGGAGAUCUGGGCUGCAAUGGCGCUGAGGCCGUGGAAUGUCGAUGCAAGCCGGAUGCGGUCGUUGGCCGUAAGCUUCACGUCAGACAAGAAAUCCUAACAGAUAGCACACAACAAGGCAUCAGACAGUCAGUCGUCAUGACUCUGUGCUUCUCUCUUCUGUUUUCACCUUUUGGUAGACCAGGCUGCCGUGUCUGUUGUUGAUAUAGAGCGUGUACAUCACUCGCGCAGAAAAUCAC
Messenger RNA from Vitrella brassicaformis, 623 nucleotides. Lineage: Eukaryota; Vitrellaceae. The record is from the annotation of a GenBank genome assembly.